AUGCAACAGCCCCUGCUACCAGCCAUGAUGCUUUUGCAGCCUGGUCGUGCCCAGCCAGUCGCACCGACUGCACAUCGCCCAUUGCCUCCGCCUCGACCACGCAGCUCACCACCUCCAACAGCGAGAACCACUGCCACGGCAGCCGGGCGUGCUCUUCCUGUACAUGCCACGGCGACAGACACCUUUGCUGCCACGCCAGCUGGAUCAGCGAGCAUGUCGCAAACGAAUCAUCGCAGCAACAGCAGCAGUUCUGCAGUGCAACCCGGCAGCUCCUCCGCCUUACUCGCCGCCACGCCACUCGCGCCAAUGGCAAAUCAACAACCGCCACUACUGCAGGCCAAUCUCCCGCAGCGCCCACCUCCAGGGAAUGCGCGACGCUUGUUUGGUCCAGAGUUGGCAUCCGCAUUCGCCGCUCGCCAGCCGCUUCAGCAGAGGCAGCAGCUACAGCAGCAGCAGCAGCUACAGCAGCAGCAGCUACAGCAGCAGCAGCAGCAGGCGGCCACCGCUGAAAGCCAACAGCAGCCGCUAGUGUCCAAGCGAAGCCACACUCAGGCCUUCGAGACGCCGCGCAUCGACCUUCCUGCAGCCGAGUCAGCAACAGGCGAUCGCGCUCAUGCUCCUCGAUGA
Messenger RNA from Capsaspora owczarzaki ATCC 30864, 627 nucleotides. RefSeq lists its product as hypothetical. The coding region runs from base 1 to 627 and encodes 208 amino acids. The record is from RefSeq and is a predicted model, not a curated record. NCBI's taxonomy places the organism in Eukaryota, Filasterea, Ministeriida, Capsasporidae. The transcript has a single exon.